Malaya genurostris is the source of this 1788-nucleotide messenger RNA. RefSeq lists its product as uncharacterized. NCBI's taxonomy places the organism in Eukaryota, Metazoa, Arthropoda, Insecta, Diptera, Culicidae. The record is from RefSeq and is a predicted model, not a curated record. The coding region runs from base 525 to 1325 and encodes 266 amino acids. The transcript has 6 exons.
UGAAACUUUUAGUACGAUUUUUGUCGUCACCGGGUUUAUCACGCGCAUUUCGUCGAGAGCUCCUCGCGACUCGCUCGUUUUCGCGACUUCGCGGCUACUUCAAGUGAACUGGGGCUCCUCCAUUGUUACACGAUUGUUUUCGGCAAAAUUUCGGGUGGACGGUUUUGCGUGCUUAGUUUUCGGUUCGAGGUGAAAUUGUGCAGUAAAUUCGAGUGUUUUGUGCAUGAUUCAAGAAACGGUAGAUUUCAUUCAGUUAUCUAUUGUUCUCAACAGCAAUAUCUUUUUAUCCAGUGAAAAAGUGAAAAUUUUGCUACCGCCCUGAUUCGAUGAAAAGUGUGAUCCGCUAAAUUGUGGUGUGAAUGAUUAAACGAACAAGUGAUAGUGAAACUCAUUCCGUUCGUUUUAUUCACCAGCAGCAAGCAAGCAGAAUCAACGCCAGCCGAGCAGACAGAGAGCAAAGUUGUUGACGGUUCCAUUUCGAGACCAUCUCCGUCUAGCCGCCCCCCGGCAACAGCCCACUGGCCAUGGCCAAAGUGAUAUAUUACGUUGUGAGUCUUUUUGGACUGAUAACCUACACAACAAUUGGAACAGAUGCCAUCCGAGUGUAUUGGAACACAAACACAGGACCAAUAGUGCCACCCACUAGUACACCUGCUCCGGUUCCAAAACCACCUUUCCGAGAUCCGGCACCAGUUUGGGAAGAUCAAUCGGACGAUGUGCCGAACCCGAAUCCAUAUGUAUAUAUCCUUCCGCCACCAUCAAGACCAAAAUAUAACGACAUAACUCUGGAACAGCGCAAGCACAACCGACACGUGAACAACGCUAAGCUCGCAACCAUAACGACAGCUUCGCCAAGCCUAACAUCGACGUCUCAUACUGGUAGAAUUAUUGAGAGACCUGAGCAAAACAAUUCAACUCCCAAACAGGACACAACGUCGCCCCGCAGUCAGCCCUCGACCCAAAACACCGUGACACCGGUUUCGACCAGCUUACAUCCAGUACCAUCGCAUCGAGUUCCUAGUCUAGCCGUUCAGUACAUACCCAAUCAGGGGUUCAAGUACUACGCCGUUGUGCCGUUGGCGCACAACGAGGAACAGUCCAAGAGCGAAUACCUGAAAACCAACGAUGCCAUGCUGGGCAAGUACGACCGGUACGACAAGCCUAACGGAAGGUACAACGCCAAGCUGAAGAAAUACAAAGCCUACGAGAAGAUGAAGUAUGUGCCGUACUAUGCGGGAGAAACUCUCCGGCAAUCAGCUCUCAUCGACCGUACAGGACUCAUUUACCGGCAAUUGCCUGCAUACUACAACUUUGAAGAACGUUAGAUGUUCAACACCACCAUCCACGAUUAGAACCGUACUUCGAUGCCCAGAAACAGCAGUAUGUCUUGUCGAACAUUUCCCCAAAGGCUGUAAAUAAUCAACUGUAGGAGAUGAAGAAAAAAAACGAAGAAAAGUUCGCGGUAGCAUUUACGAGGAGACAAGCAAAAAUCACCCCCCAAAAGGUCGGAGCGUUGCCGGUAGUGAUAUUCUGCGUGUGACUGAAAAUCCGAAGACCGCAGUAUUUCUGUACAACAAAUUCAAAAAUUGUUUAAAUUAUGAGAUAAGUUUUCUUUUCCCAACCUGAUUGGGUGCUUUGAUGAUGCCUUAAUUUUUUCAGUAGAAUUAGAAAUGAUGCUACUAUUUCAUUACGCGAUUCAAAUCAGUAAUUUAGGUGAUAUUCGAUGGAAGCUAUCACGCUGAAAACUAUUGUGAAAAUGUGUAAAUAAAAGUAAUGACAGUACGAAAA